This is a messenger RNA of Trypanosoma cruzi, 1938 nucleotides long. Its product is annotated as elongation factor, putative. Gene Ontology annotation, cellular component: ribonucleoprotein complex; cytosol. The coding region runs from base 1 to 1938 and encodes 645 amino acids. Gene Ontology annotation, molecular function: GTP binding; GTPase activity. The record is from RefSeq and is a predicted model, not a curated record. The transcript has a single exon. NCBI's taxonomy places the organism in Eukaryota, Euglenozoa, Kinetoplastea, Trypanosomatida, Trypanosomatidae.
AUGCGGCGAUUUUUACGAGGAGUGACCUGGGCUCAGUGUCGAGUGACUCACCUUUGUUCGCUGCGGCGCAUUAAAUUUAGAGAGGACCUGCGCAACAUUGCGGUCAUUGCUCAUGUCGACCAUGGCAAAACCACACUGGUGGACACCAUGCUAAGGCAAUCGGGCACUUUGGUGGAGGCUCGAAAUCGUGUGAUGGACAGCAAAGAUCAAGAGAAGGAGCGGGGCAUUACGAUUCUUGCGAAGAAUACUGCCAUUUUUUUACCCAAAAGGACUGCAAGUCAAUCAGAACGUCGCAUUAAUAUUGUGGAUACACCUGGUCACUUGGAUUUUUCAGGUGAGGUUGAACGAGCGCUUCAGAUGGUGGAGGGCAUCGUUUUAUUGGUCGACGCCAAGGAGGGAGUUCGCCCUGGAACGCGAUAUGUUCUUCGUAAAGCUCUUAGCCUUAACCUCAAGCCGAUUGUUUGUCUGAAUAAAAUUGAUAGGGAUGACACAAACAUUAAAAAAACGGAGGAUGCUAUGCAGGAUCUUUUUCUGGAGACUGCAGAAAAUGAGGAACAACUUGAAAUUCAUUUCAUGUUUGGAUCGGGUCGUGAUGGAUACAUGAAUGAUACGCCAAAGAAAGGGGGAACUCUUGAUCCUCUUUUUGAAAAAAUAUUUAGCACUGUGCCAGCACCACACUGCAAGGGGGACGAUGCGCUGCAGAUGCUUGUGGCCCAAGUUGAACUGGAUGAAUCCACAGGGCAUAAAAUUGCUAUUGGUCGUAUUUUCAGUGGUAAAGUCUCAGUUGGUGAUAUCGUUACGGUAGCUUUGGAAGAAAAGGAGGUGGAUGCCCUUGUUAAAAAUAUUCAGCUUUUUGUUGGGGUGGAGAGGUCUAAUGUUCAAAGUGCGUCUUACGGUGAUAUUUGUAUUCUCACCCUUCAAGAACCUAUUGGCCAGAAGGUGCCCGUCAAGAUUGGGUGUACCGUGUGUCAGCAAGGCGUUGUGGACCGAUUUCCGUAUCGCAAGCCAGACGAGCCCACCUACAGUCUUGUGAUGCAAGCCAGUGAAGCACCUUGGCGGAAAAAGGAGGCAGACGAGCGUUUGGGCACCAUUUUGGCCUUGCAAAAACGUUUGGAGCGUGAGGCAAUGGUGAACACUGCGCUACAACUUUCAGGGUUGGGUACUCCACACAUUACAUUAAUGGGUCGUGGUCCACUUCAUCUUUCUGUCAUUGUGGAGGACAUGCGGCGCGAAGGGUAUGAAUUUGAGAUUCAAGCACCCCGUAUCUUAACAAGAGUCAUCGAUGGAGUAAGCUGUGAACCAUAUGAACGAAUUCAUUUGGAAUUUUUCGAAGGCCUUGUGUCGGAUAUGGUAUCUUUUUUAAGCAGUAAGAUGGGGGAGAUUGGUGAAAUUAGACAAUUUUCGAAUGGGCGUGUUUUAAUGGAUUGUGUCAUGCCCGUUCGCUUUAUGUCACAAGUUCCACUGCGCUUCCAUACGCUAACGGGGGGAGAUGGUGUGCUUAACCACAGCUUUGAGGCGUACAGGCCCAUGACUUCAGUGCAAGUUACACGCGAGACGGGCGCGCUGAUUUCUGUCGAAAACGGUGAGGCGACAGAGUGGUCGCUUUCAGGACAGGCGCAACAAGGCCGCUUUUUUGUCUUGCCGGGUGAUGCCGUUCAUUAUGGGCAAAUUGUAGGGGAGAACAGCAAGACGCUCUAUCAAAAUCUUGGCAUAAAUGUUUGUAAGCGCAACGAGCAACUGGGUGGGCUGCGUUCAAAUGCCAACGAUAAGGCAAUUAGAAGAAGGGCUUCCUUCACCGCAUUCCGUGCUACAUUUGAGGAUUGUGUUGCAUGGGUGACGGACGAAGAAUUGGUCACGGUGACACCAAAAUCAAUUCGCAUGCGGCAGCCAAAGUUCAACGGCAAAACGACGAUGCGGAACGCAGCGCAAAAGAGGUAG